This is a messenger RNA of Saccostrea echinata, 4733 nucleotides long. RefSeq names its product inner centromere protein A-like. The coding region runs from base 101 to 4096 and encodes 1331 amino acids. The record is from RefSeq and is a predicted model, not a curated record. Lineage: Eukaryota; Metazoa; Mollusca; Bivalvia; Ostreida; Ostreidae. Gene Ontology annotation, molecular function: histone binding. The transcript has 11 exons.
AGGUACAUGAUACCACAUCUAUAGAAAAGGUGCUGUUCAUAUCCCAAUAUGUGUGGAAGAUCAGUUACUGUAAUGUUGUAGUCAGAAAGAGAAAAACAUAAUGGAUGAAUUCAAAGAAUUUUUGAAGAUAUGCAAAAGUUACAUAAAGAAUGAGCCCUCCCUCAUCAAAUUAAUCAAGAAAAGACAUCGUGAAUGCAGUGAAAAAUACUUGCGGUCCUCAGAAUUUCAUAACAGUCUACACAUCACUCGUGCCCAAAUCGAAAGUAAUCCCAAAGAAAUCUUUCUCUAUUUAAGAGAUUUUUUAAAAGAACUGAAGUCUAAUAAAAAAGAUGAAAAUGAGAUGAAAAGGAAAAGAGAAAAUACACCUCCAGCCGAAGAUCAGCAUGGAAUAAAGAGAAUCAAGAAAGACGAAGAAAGGAAAGAAGACAGUUUUUCUUCCACCUCUGCUACUGAAUCAGGAUAUGUAGGUGAAAUUUCAGGAAGAUGUGCUAAGCCUGGAACCUCUCUGGCAAACAAAUGUGAGGAUAAGUUAGAUAAGUGUGAGGAGGAUCAAGAUGAUAUAGCAGAAAGGGUAGAAGAAAACUGUGAUUCUGACCCUGAAAUUCAAAUAGUGUCCCUGGAAAGUUCUAGCUGCGAAGAAGAUCAGAGUGAUCCCAUAAAAGUGACAGUGUCAAAAGAGAAGAAAGAACAUCUUGGAAGAAAAAAAGUGUCAAAUGAGAAAGAAGAUAUUGAGGUUGAGAUUUCCAAUAAGGAGACUGUGUCGCAAGAGGAGGAUGAGGACGAGGAUAAGUCUCACAACAAGAAUACUGUCUUACUAGAGAAGGUGGAAGAUUUUGAGGUGGUGCUAAAUGAGGAUUAUUCAAAUGGCAGUACAGGAAGCUCAUUGGUCAAUUACAAUAUCUCAGGAACCGAUAAGGAUUCUGCAUGUGAUUCCACUGUAUUGGAUGAACCUGACCUCAUGUUAGACAAUGGGGAAAGACUAGAUGUCAAAAAUAAUGAGCAGUCUCUGGCAAAUAAAAAACACUUUAUUUUUGAAAAAGAUUCUGAGAAAAAUUCAAAAGCACAACUUGAGAAGGUGUCUGCGAAGUCUAAUGAGUUGUCUUCUAUUGAUGGAGAAAAAGAUGACACAUUUGAAUCAGCAGUUGAUAAAUAUCCAGAUUCCACUACUACAGAACCAACAGAAAAAAGUCAAGGAAAAGUUCCAAUGACACCAAGUAAAUAUAAAGAUGUUUUCCAAAGGUUGAAAACUACUGUAAGCAAGGUGAAAAGUUUGCCAGUGUCACCAAAGCAUGCAGUGUACUCACCUGAUAGUAGUUCAAAGGCGGAUAGUGUUCCAAACAAUGUGGAUUCACACAGUGUGGGUGCAAUGGAUGUGGUUGAAGAGGAUCAACAUCCUUUGCAAGGAGAAGAAAUAAAGAAGGAUGAAAAAGAUACAGAUUAUAUUGGAAGUAAAAUUGAAGAUCAAGCAAAAUCACCUACAGAUUUACAUAAACAUGUGAAGUCAAAAUCUUUAUCACUGAAGUGCAAAAAGAAAGAUCAACAGGAAAAGGACACUUUGUGUAAAGAAGAUUCUUGUGACAGUGGAGAGACAAAUCAAGAGAAAUACAUUGUAAUUAGCAGUAGUCAAGAUACAGAUGAAGAUGUUGGUGAAAAACCACACUUUGCAAGAAAGCUUACUGAUGAUUUCUUUCAAAAUGCUGGAGAAAGCCCAAUAAAAAUUGUACAAGUAACCUCUGGAGCAGCAUUAGAGGCCAUGGAUUCUGUUGAGGAACAACAAAAUGAAAUGGAAGUUGAUUCUGUAAGUAGAGAAGAAGUUGAUUCUGUAAGUAGAGAAGAAGUUGAUUCUGUAAGUAGAGAAGAAGAACAAAAAAAUGUCACACAGGAAGAAAGCAAAAAUAAUCCACAGAAGAAAUUGGAGAAUUCAAGUUUGAAGGAGGAAACUAAGGAAGAAAAAACAGAAGUAAAAAGUUCUGAUGAUGAACCAUCAACAAGUGCAAAGGGAGCAACUAAAAAGGAGAAAAAGGGCUCAAAGAGGCAGAUUGAAAGACUAGAAAAACUGCUGAAGGAUAUCCGAGACAAGAUUGAGGAGUUAAAGGAAACAGAAGUGGACUUGGAUGAUGAAGAUUCAGCGUACAUCAUGGAGGAGAAAUAUCAGAAAAAGUUUGUCAAGGUGUGGAACAAACUCUGUGAGAUCAAAGAGAGCAGCACAGACACAGGACGACCAGUGGAGAGGAAAUUCAGAUACGAAGGUACUCGCUAUCCAGAUAUAAACAAGAAAAUUGAAAGAUUUGUAAACAAGACGAAAUGUUUUCCAGACUAUCAUGAUGUCAAGGAGAUCAUCAUCAGUGUCAAUAAAAGCAAGUCACUUCAUAUAAAGACAUCAGCUAUUGACCGAUUAGCCAGGGAGGCAUUUGCUGACGUGGGGGAUCAACUCCAGAAGAGAAGAGAGAAAGAUUUCAAAUACACAUUUCUUGGACACCUUCCCCCAGAAAAGACAGUGGUCAGAAAUGAAGAUGAUCCAGCCUAUGAUGACAAAGCUCUACAACUAAAGCUGGAAGAAAACAAGAAAAUUUCAAAGAGUCGCCUGAACGAGGUGUUAGAGAAAUACGUACAGAAACAGGAAAGAAGAGAUGAAGGUGAGGAUGAUGAAGAUGAGGAGGAGGAAGAUACACAGGGAGAUGAGGAAGAGGACAAUGAAGAAGUAGAUGUCCCAGAAAUGGACCAAAUUAUCAAUGGUGAAUCUCAAGAUGAAACUCAUGACAGUACCAUUAUCAGCAAAGAAAGCAGAGAAACGGGUCAACCUUUACCUUGUCCUGAAAUAAAGAAAGAAAAUACAGAGACAGGCAACCAAGAGCAAUAUUCAGAAGUGACCAUGAAAGAAGUUUGGGAGUUAGCGGCUGUAAAAGAGGAAAAGGAACUGGUAGAUACAAUGAAAGCUGUCCCUGUUAUUAUUAAGCCACUGGAUGAUGACAUUGUUUACAUUGAUGAUGAUGAUGAUGAUGUGAUGGUUGCACAAGAAGAUUUAUUAGACUUCUCUCACAAGCGAACUAAGCAGAAUACCAAAUAUGGAACUAAACCAGUUGAAAUUAAAGAGAAAAAGCCAGAAGUACCCAAUAUCAUACAAGAACUUCACCAAGAAAUUAUGAAUCAGUUCAAUUCUAUAAAGUCCAGUAUUGACAAGGGCGAAACUCUGACCGCAUCAACCAUAAAACCAGAGGUGUACACAGGGAAGAAUUUCGUCAAGAGAAAAUUUCCAGGCUACCAGGUGAAGAACAUUUCUAAGGCCAGUUCUGGUAUUUCACAUACAGUGUCUUCUAAAGAUUCUAAAUUUUCAUCAAAAACCAAUCAAUACAAAGCCUCACUUUCAGUGACCAAUGAUUCAAGAGUGUCAUGUUCAGUAACCAGUAACAGAAGAAAGGGAAGUGAAAGUAAUGAUUUAAAAAUUGUUGAUAGCAAGAAUUCAGACUCUUCAUUAGUGAGGCAUACUGAUAAAAAUCAACUGAAGGAAUUUAAAGAUGGGCAGAUACAGUUUAUACCACUUAAUAAAAUGGGGGCAACAUUGUUGGAGGUCAAUCCAGAAGGAGGGAAACAAAGUCUUUAUACAAAUGAGAGUAAAACCAAAUCAGGCCUUGACGAAGUUGUCGUUUACCCAAAAUCUGGACAAAACAUUGUCAAUCUAAGUGGAAGGGAACCCAAAUUCAUUGAAAAAGUUGUGUACCCUAAACCUGGGAAAAAAAUUGUCAAUCCUAGACCUACGCAGUCAAAAGGUGCUGGGUGGCACCAUAUGAUGGGAACAUCACCUGUUCUGCUGGAUGAUAGUGACAACAGUUCUGCUGAGGACUUGGAACCAGUGAUCAUGUCAAAACAUGGUCCUCACACAAAACCAGUUCAGACUUCAUUUAGUUCAGCACAAGGGAGUUCUGUAUCAGAGGGCGGUCUCUGGCAUUGUAUGAAUAGCUCUGAAAAAGGGAAGAGUUCAGGACAAAGCAGUAGAUUAUCUCUUCUAGGAGAAGGAGAAAGAAAAUAUGUUUCCCAAAAAACAGCAGUGAAAGUUCCUAAAAAUGUUGAAGAUGAUGAUAUUAUUAUUUUAGAUUAAUGUGUUCAGAUUUUUUAACUCAGGUAAAUGUUUAGAUACUGAUACAUCAGAUCUCGGUACAUGAGAAUUGAAACCAACAGUGCUUGAUAAACAGCUGAACCAGGAACUGACAUAAUGUAUUUGCUUUUGCGAUCUUAGAUUCCACAUUACAAAUAUAUUUUGAUUGAUUACAUUUUUUUAUUAUUAAAAUCUAAACAUUGAAGCCAAGAAUAAAAAAUGAUUUGUUUGAUGUGCUCUGACCGACCUGUCAAAAUCAUCCCUAACCAAUUAUUUUUUCAGCAUUUCAAAUAUUCAGUUUUAAUUUUUUUUCAAGUUUCCAGGGAAAUAGACAUUGUUUCAUUUUAAAAUGAAGUUUUAUACUGUCCAGUGUAUAAUGAAAACAUCAAUAAAUUUUCAAGUGUCUGAUUUUUAUGACAAUUAUCAAUUUAUUAGAUACUGCCAAAAAAAGAAGAAUACCUACCUAUCUACCCACCUUAAAAAAUAUAAGUUGGAGUACAUCAAACAAAAGUAUUUUUAAUGAUAGCCUGAUAUGUGUGCUGUAUGUUAUUAAAAAUAUAUAUUAUGCAUGGAAAGAACAAUAAUUUACAAUUAAAAUUGCUUACUUAUUCUUUACAUGUAUUUCCUCAUAAUUUGUUCU